UGCAGAGGUCAUGGGCACAAAAAGAAACAAAGAAACGAAGAGUAGAGAAAAGUUUUGCUGAUACUGGAGUGCGCUAUGACGAGUAAGCACUGUCCUGAAAUAUCGCACAACUGUCUACUCCAUUGUGUGUCUACGAGCAUGAAGUAGCGAAGAAAGAACAUGCUCUGAGAAGGAGUGCGACGCACUCUGGCUAGUGUGCAGCUGCGGCUGGGAGCGGGGGCGGGAGGCUCCUACCUAGCUGGAAACGAAAACCUCACGCCAUGCUCAGCUUAAGCCCGAGAUCUCGUCAACCUGAUCGACAUAUCUUCACUUGAUGGGCUAUAUGACUUCUGCGAUGAUGCUUCUGCCGGAGAACAACAAGGAGUAGAAAAGGAAUCAUCUUCACAACGGGUACUAGAGGGUACUACAACAGACCUCUAGUAGCUCUGGAGCAACAGUCACCAACGGUCUUCGCGAAUUCUAGAACGAGCUAAUCGAAAACUCUAAUUUUCGAGUUACUGACUGAAAUAGGGGACGUAGUUUCGCAAGACUACUCUUCCUUGUUCAGUUGUUCUUGUAUCUUGGUUAUUCUCGUCUGCUACUCGGUUAUUCCAGUUUUUCGAGUACAAAAUGUCAGCGACUUUAGCAUGGGACAGUUUUUUAGGCGUGGGGCAGCAGCCUCCUGCCAUGAUUACGAACGCGAGAAUUAUGGCACUGGAUGCGAACAAUUUCAUUCUCGUUGGAGGUCUCACAGGAAAACGUUCGAAAAGAGUGUUUCAUCUGAGACCAUAUGCAGAUCAAGGAUGGCAGUGGCUCGACAUCACCCCCGAGACGGGAGAUGCGUUUGAAGAGGUGUCGUUUGAUGUCAUCAACCUUGAUGCUUUUCUUGUUGCCCUUUCACCAGUUGCCUUUGAAGAUGCGUUUGAAGAGGUGUAGAGUAGUUUGCCCUGGUGAUGUUGUUUCACCUUUAAUAUUUCGGAAGCCAAACACAAAGACACUGAAUGAAUCUUCAACACGACUUACAGCACUGCUCGUUCGUGACUGAUGUUGCAACAGGUCUGCAACCACGCGAUGUGUGGAGUAAUGUACGAUAGUACUCGCGUCCGCGGUAGACUCAAUCGUGACAAAGGCAGAGCCAUGCUCUUUGCUUUCGGGGGACAGACACAGGGAGACCAGGGUCGGUUCGGACUAUCCAGUUCCACCUGGUUUUUGGAUUUAGAGCAUACUGCGGGACCGGUAUGGCGAAAACUCUUCUGUCCAGAAGCACCGAGCGCUAGGGAAGGGGCAUACGGUAACUAUGGACGAUUAUAAGUAUUUAAUGUUUCUUCAUUAUAUUGGUAUUGUUCUCCAUAUUUGUAAGUAACAACCGCUGAUGUAAUAACGGGAAAUUAUACACGAUGAAAGUCACAUCUUCGACAACAACCUCCUUUCGACUACACACACAGCUCUUUUGCACGAAAAUGCCAUAUGGCUGUUUGGUGGACGUGCAGCAGCGAUGAGCAACUCAAACGGGAUAAUGGCAGACAUGUGGUCUUUGAACAUAGACAGCUGCGACAUGGCAGCACCGGUGCAAAAUCCGAAGGCAUAUAAUGUUAUGAUAGUGGAGACGGAGUUCAACUUGAAGAUAGCUGAAGUUGAAGAGGUGGAAGUGUCGAGUCUAGCAUGCCUCCUAAAGCAAACGCUAGUAGACUUACUUCUAUCUUCCACCUUUACGUUUUUUAGGCACUAGAAAUCUUAGAUGAUUUCCUCCAACACCCGCGGCAUCGGAGGCUCAACCUGGGUGGGCCAUUCAGCGGAGAAAAGUCAGAGGUAUCCAAAAGCGCGGUUUGGACACGCGAUGGUGUCAAUAAAGGAACGAAUCUACAUGUUUGGAGGACAAAAUACACCGACUCAGAAGCUUGGUGAUUUAUGUUAUGAGGUGAGAUUUUUGUCAUGUACUCCGACCCUUCAUUGGUUCCAGUGACACGAUCCAGUCAACAGAAUCUAUGGAUGAUUUUAAUACUUUUUACCGUUGUCGUGGUGCGUUGUAGCCGUCGCUUACUUCAUAAGUACUCAACUGUUUCGUCUAAAAAAAAUCGCUAAUAACGGAGCUAUCAAACAAGUGGAUCGCGACAGGGCCACUGGAGUCUAGUUCGCACAGUAGGGAAAACACCAGCACCUAGAGCCGGUCAUGCAAUGCUCUUUAUGAAAAUGGUUGUACAGGAACAAGAAGCAACUCUCUCAUAUCAAAUGAUCCGGAGUUUUCAGCUCUCACUUCUCAGUUAUGGUGUCUAAAGAGAUCGGAUUGAUACCAAGAGAUAUCCUUAUUCCCCUUUCAUACCAUACAUCGCUCCCGACUCCUUAGUAGUAUGGGGCGGACUACUGAAGGAUGCGCCAGGAGGCUUCCCAGUGAUGGGAUCAACCGUGUACGUCUUAGACCUCCAGUGUCUGUAUUGUUAUGGUCAACAUUUAGUGUCCAUCAUUCUCGGCAUCUUGGUGCCCUUUUCCCUUGUAUUCUCGUGAAAGACAAGGUAAAAGGGAUCAAGAUGAGGGGGCCGAGAUGCAAUCUAGCAGACUCUAAUAUUGGACCACGCCUUAUGUCAGUGGAGACUGUCCACCACCACGGAAAUGUAUGGCGGUUAGCGACUUCAGUGGGGGAGCGUUUGUGUGGUAUAAUAAUUUUAGAUUUAGUUGUACGAGAACGAAGUCGCUACCUUGAUAUUUGGGAGAGGUGUGCUACAUCUCGUACUACUUUUGUACGUAUCUAUGCGAAAAACUGUCAUACAUCAGGUUCAGGAUAUUCUUGGACUUGGAAGCGUGAAUCUAAAUCCACCUUGAUUCAUCAAUUUCAAUUGCUCUCUUUUCGGAGCAGAGGUGUGCUUGUUUAGACAGAAGAAAUGUAUCUUCAAUAUGCAGCUACGGCGGAGCGCCAUGCGGAGACGUACUGCGAAAUACAGUAGAAGCACCGCAGAGAGCGGUCGUCUACAGGCUACAAUCGCAGGACCAUAGCUGCGAUGACACGAGUUCGGUUGGCGGAGGACAGGAAGCAGGAGGUCCUAGUGCGACGUCAAAUGCAGCAGGAGGCGAAGACGAAUCUGGUUCCUCAAGCAUAUCCGCAACGUCACGAGAUCACUUCCUCUCUGAAGGUCGUGAUAGACUGUUGUCCAUGAAGCUGCAACUAGAGAGGAGGAAAAAAGAGACGGUGGAACUAGCAACGCAGCUGAGACGGGAAGUCGCUGUGCGAGCACAGAAGGAUAGAAUAUUGGAAAAUCUAUCUGCCGAUUUGGCAAGGAUAAGCUCAGAGGGAGAAUAUUUGAAGAAACGGAACGCGCUCUUGUACAAAAUUGGCAGCCAUGAAUCGUUGCUUAUGAAUCAAUUUGCUGUUAAGUAGACUAGCGGUCACAUGUUUUUGCUUUUGAUUCAUCUCCAGCUCUACCUACUAUAGCUAGGUAACUGAUCAUCAUUCAGUUACUGAUGAUCCAAAAUCCAUCCCCUAGCCACAUCAAGGUCACGCUCGUCUUCUCCGUCUCCGUCGCUCUCCAUCUCCCUCGCUCCUCCUCUAACCUCUUCCGCAAAUUGCAUGAUGAUUUUGGGAAGAAACUAAGAACUUUGGCUGCCCUAGUGGAGGCGAUAAUGAUCGCAAAAGAGGGCGGCGAUGAAUACAUCAAGGAGCUUUUGGGAGACGAAGUAGAUGUGGCCGUCAAGACGCCGGAGAAAGUCGACGCCGAAGGAAGUCAACCGCCUAGUGCCAGUAAAGAAGGUGCAGCGAGUAGUGCAGCAAAGAAGGGAGCAGCUAGUUCUGGGAAGAAGAAGAAAAAAUCCGAUGCUGAGGAGGAAGAGGCCAGAAUAGCUGCAGAAGCAGAAGCGGCUGAGGAGGCGGUAUUAUUACGAUCUUGCGUAUUAGCCCACUUGUUGAGCGUCUGGUGAUGGUGUAGUUUCGCAUUCGGAUUAUAGGAUACACUGUUUCUACCUAGAAGUCCUACUUAGUAAGUUUGUAACUCUGACUCCUUCUAGUCCUACUACGCAUUUUUAUUCAAAUACUCUCUCACUCUCUCACAGGCCGCCGCCGAACUGGAGGCUCUCGAAGCAGAGCAUAAGACCACAGUGCAGCAAGUAAUGACCCUGGACAGGAAGCUUGCUAAUGAAGAAAAACGGGUUGGCGAUGUUCUCCUGAAACUGCGAGACGAAUUGGGCGUCUUAGAUGAUGCACAAGUUAAGGCAUGAAGGCUAAAUCUGAUCUGACUCACGACUACUUUGGUGCAGACGCAUUCUAUUCGAUCUCACGACUACCUUGGUUUUUUUCACACGACAAUCAAACACGCCCAUCAUUCUUUCCCAAUGUAUGGUUCUGGUAUUUUUGGUAUAGCCUGAAUUUGAUCCUAAGGGUUCUCUUCUUGUUUUCCCUUAGGAUCAAACUCAGGCUAUACCAAAAAUACCAGAACCAUACACCCAAGCAAUCGAGAUCUUCUUCUAAUCCAUCGCUCGCAGAGGAUCAAUUGCCGACCUCACAGCAAAGAUCUCCAGCCAGAUCCUCGCCAGACAGGUUGGAAAUGGAAAAAUCACCGACCGGCAUGAUGCUUGAGCAUCAUAGUAACUACGUUGCUAAGAGAGGAGCAGGGGGCGACGGAGACGCAGAGCAAGGAGGACACGGGAUUUCGGCUGAGUUUGAACAGACGUCCCAGGUGCUAUUGGAUGAGACAGGAGCGGGGGGAGCUGGAUGAGGGUUCUGCUCCCAGGGUUGUAGUAAUGACACUAAUGGGUCGAAAGCGAAACCGUAAAGAGAACAAUCUCUGUCGCGUAUGAAACGUUUUUGGUAGAUGCAAAUCUUGCAGGAUUCAUUUCUGAUGAUUACUGGUGAUGUUCCUCGUAAUAAUAGUAUAAGUUCAAAGUUCAUGACUACUUCUCUUGUAAACAGUUCUUCUUCAAUGAGUACUUUCUUGUCCAGUAGAUACAGAUAGAGAGUAUUGAAUUUUGCGAUAGUAGUUACGACUUCACGGAUUCGAGACCGAGUAGGAGCAACGCCGAUUCUCUCAUGAUUCCUCUUCACUAUAAUUCUUGUUUUAAUACCAACAUUGGGAAAACGUAAACGCUACAACAAAUACAACCACAAAGAACAAGCCACGUGAAGUACUUAUACUUACGACUUCAU
Molecule: messenger RNA, 5107 nt
Organism: Amoebophrya sp. A25
Lineage: Eukaryota; Dinophyceae; Syndiniales; Amoebophryaceae
Source: the annotation of a GenBank genome assembly